GCUAAUCAAAGCACCAAAAGGUAAGCCGUAAGGGCUGUUUAUUUUUGGGUUUUCGUUCGUCCUGCGAGGCUUUUUCUCGAGUAAUGUGCUUCCUGGCCGUGUCGGACUGUACGCCGUGCUUGAAAAUCAGUUGACGAAGCAGCAAUGACCACGGAAACGUAGGAAAAUGAGCAGUUCCGAGGAGGUAUCCUGGAUUUCGUGGUUUUGCAACCUCAGGGGCAAUGAGUUUUUUUGCGAGGUCGACGAGGAUUAUAUCCAAGAUAAGUUUAAUUUGACUGGACUAAACGAGCAAGUACCGCAUUAUAGACAAGCAUUAGAUAUGAUUCUCGAUCUAGAACCUGACUCUUAUUACGUCGUAGAUGAUGAAUUGGAUGGUCACCCGAAUCAGUCGGAAUUAGUUGAACAAGCGGCAGAAUUGCUUUACGGGUUGAUCCAUGCUCGUUAUAUUCUCACCAAUCGUGGCAUUGCUCAAAUGAUCGAAAAAUAUCAAGCCGGUGACUUUGGUUAUUGUCCACGUGUUUAUUGUGAAGCCCAGCCCAUGUUGCCGUUAGGUCUUAGCGAUGUUCCCGGGGAAUCUAUGGUCAAAAGUUAUUGCCCUAAAUGUAUGGAUGUUUACACGCCAAAAAGCACGCGACAUCAUCACACUGACGGAGCAUAUUUUGGAACAGGAUUUCCACAUAUGCUUUUCAUGGUUCAUCCAGAGUAUCGACCAAAACGUCCAGUUAAUCAGUUUAUACCUAGGUUAUACGGCUUUAAAAUUCAUCAUCUAGCGUACCAGAUUCAGCAACAGUCUGCAUCAACGUUUAAAGCACCAUUGCGGGCUGCUAAUUACAAUAAUGGAAAACGUUAAAAACAUCACGACAUAGUCUAGAACAUUUUUUUCAUUAAACAUAAUACAAUUCCUAAUUUCGUCCCUAAGGAUUAAAUAAAAUAUUAUUUUUUAUAUCGCUCUUUACACAUCUUAGCAAGGCGCUGAAACGUCAAUCGUUUCGUUUACCAUCCAUCGUUUGCGAGAUUAAGUGCGACACUCUAUACUUUUCGGAUUUUUCCACGGUAUUUAUAGUAUGCCGAAAAGAUUAAAGAGUGAUAUAUCAAAUUUGUAAUGCUCGUUAAGCGCCAUGCUCGUCUUUAUUUCAAUUUUAGUAACAAUUUUUAUUUCGUGUUGAAAAUCAAUUGUAUCGUUACAUCAAUUCUUGUCCAUUAAAACAAAGGAUGAAAUGCAUACUUAGGAUAAUUACUAGUGUGUAAGGGUGCGGAGGAGAUUCGUGGAUAGAUUGUAUCUGUUAGACGAGUUUCGCAUCUCCAGGAUUGCUGCCAAGUAGUUCCUAUGCGUAAGGAAGAUCACAGUUGAAGGUUGAUCGCGAUUUAGAGGAACGGGUAGCAUUGGAUACCGAUUAACUUUUCAAACAGAGGAAACGACAUAAGAAUUGAUACUUUGUUAAAUAUUUAAUUUAACUAUGAAAUAAUAUGAACGUAAACUAUGAAAGAAGCAAUUUAUUUAUACAUGAUUUAUCUUAAUAAAGCUCAGAUGAAUGAGAAGAUAUGGAGCAAGUUUAAAAGUAAAGACUGCAUACUAUUCUGUAAAAUCUUGUUUUCUAU
Molecule: messenger RNA, 1599 nt
Organism: Hylaeus anthracinus
Lineage: Eukaryota; Metazoa; Arthropoda; Insecta; Hymenoptera; Colletidae
Gene: CkIIbeta
Product: casein kinase II subunit beta
Exons: 5
Coding region: 167-850 (227 amino acids)
Cellular component (GO): cytoplasm; protein kinase CK2 complex
Molecular function (GO): protein kinase regulator activity
Source: RefSeq, a predicted model, not a curated record